UCUGCUCAAGAACCUUUCGGCGAACUUCCUUGCAUGCAUGCAUUACAUACGACGAGCGCGCGCUCUUGCGCUUGACUCCAUCAAGUCCCGCAAUCAGCCAGCGGUCGUCGCAUGCUACUGGAUGAACUGCGAAUCAUUCGGUUCCUAGAUUCUAGCCCGGCCGGACGCGCGCGCGCUCCUUCCACGCGGACGACGAGUGUGUAUCGCUCGCUAGCAAACGCGACUACACAGAGUUCCCCAACAGAGAAGCUAAUCUCGCGCGUCAGGUCGCUCGAUGUGAUAUCAAAGCGCGACAACAGAGUCGAUGAUAAGCGGCAGUGCGAUCGAUUUGGUUGCAUGUGAUAAAAAUAUCUAUAAGACAGCCGGACAAUAGGUUCCACGAGUGGUUGAACUAAUUCUAGCUAAUCAGCUGCUAAUGAUCGGCAGUAAUAAUUUGCUCGCCUACUAGUUUGCUGCUGGACGAAGAGAAGUGUUCUAGAGUGUGCGAAAGAGAGGAGUUCUGAAUCCCGAUACGAAAAGGAAGCCUUAUACCUACUCUAAGCAGGCUGUGUGUAACCACCAAGGUGCCGUGUUGUAACGAUUUUAGUAUAUAGUGCCAUACCACGUUUCAGUGAGCGUUUGAAAACCACCACAAAAGUUCCCACUCGAGUCGGCACGGUAGCUGCGGGAAUUAGCAAAACCUACCAGCGACUAGUAUCUAAGAAGCUAAGUUCAAUAGAUCAGUCAUUACGCGUCAGUCGUUGGUUACUGAGAAAGUGUCGUCGUUGUCGUCGUCGUCGAUAGUGAUUUUCCACUGAAUCAAUUAGAAUCGCUAAUCCCACCAGCAACAACGAUAAAAUAAUGCAACUGUGGUUACGAGCGUUGGGGGUGCUACUCCGGAUAGCAAAUGUGGUGCUGUUGCCGUUGAUCCGGUUUGUGGGUGGGCCCCGGCGGAAGACACCCUUCCCGGAGAUUCGUAACGAAAUGCUGAACAUACCGGCUGUGGACCUGGCGGAGAGAAUCAGGAACAAAGAGCUCCGCUCGGAAGACGUGGUACGGGCCUACAUCGACCGGAUCCGGGAGGUGAAUCCGUUGAUCAAUGCCGUGGUCGAGGAACGAUUCGCGGCGGCCAUCGAGGAAGCCAAGAAGGCAGACCAGAUGAUUGCCGACAUGCAAACGAUUUGGCUCAUCAAAACCUAUCCGCUGCUGGGGGUUCCAUUCACGGUGAAGGAAAGCUGCGGGUUGAAAGGUGCCCUGUUCACCGGAGGCUCUCUACCUCGUGCGGGAAUCAAGGCGAGCUCCGACGGUGAAGCGGUGGCACUACUGAGGGCGGCCGGGUGUAUUCCCCUGUUGGUGUCCAACACGCCGGAAUACUGUCUCAGCUGGGAGUCGUACAACCACAUCACCGGCCGAACGUUGAACCCGUACGAUAACCGCCGGACGGCCGGCGGUUCCUCCGGAGGGGAGGGUGCACUGAUUGCGGCCGGCGCUUCGCUGUUCGGCGUGGGAAGUGACGUUGCCGGAUCGAUCCGGGUGCCAGCGCUGUUCAACGGCAUAUUCGGCCAUAAGCCAACGGCAGAUGUCAUUUCAAUCAACGGACACUUCCCAUUCUCUUCGGACGAAAAGUUCCGCAACUUCCUCACGGUGGGUCCGAUGUGUCGCUACUCGAAGGAUCUCCCCACCCUGGUCCACAUCAUGGCCGGUUCGAAAGCGUACAAACUUCGCCUAGAUGAAACGGUUUACACCAAAGACAUCAAGAUUCACUACAUGGAAGACUUCGGCUUCAACGUGGCAUUCGUCCCGGUCGAGGAGGAGAUCAAGAUCGCCAUGUACCGUGCGGUGCAGUUCUUCAAGGAUCACGGCCUCCAGACGGAACGGGCCGAGUUCGACAACUUGAACCACAGCAUGGAGAUGGCCAUGUGUACGCUGCAGUCGCUUGAAGACGUGCCGAACAUGUUUGACAGCCGGGAGAACCCCAAGGAGAAGCACAGUCUGCUGUUGGAGUUGGGUAAGUCGCUCAUCGGCCGAUCGCAGUUCACUCUUGCAGGGAUCGUGUUCUACAUCCUGUACAAUACGAAGCAUCUGUUCAGCCCCGAAGAUCAGCAGCGAUAUCUGCGAAUGAAGGACGCACUCCGAAAGCAGUUGAUUGAAACCCUGGGCACGGAAGGAGUGCUGUUCUUGCCGACUUAUCCGACGCCAGCUAUCCGACACUACGACUCAUUCGGUCACAUUACCGGUGUGACGUACACGAUGCUUUUCAAUGCGCUCGGAUUCCCCGGAACCCACGUCCCGUUGGGAUUCAACAAACAGGGCCUGCCCAUCGGCAUACAGGUAGUGGCCGCUCCCUACCAGGACCGGCUAAGUCUCUGCAUUGCACGCGAAUUGGAAGCUGCAUUCGGUGGAUGGAAGGCACCGAAAUGAGAGCUUUCGUCUCACUGGAGGUAAAAUGGUUUGUUAAUUUUUAUCGGAUUAACGUUGUUAAAGGUGGGGAAUGGAUUUCCGUAUUUAUUUGUACGUAAGGAGGACAAAGAACGCUAAGCCAAAAGAUAUUUGAAAACUUUGUGUGAUUGUGUGCUUGCGACGCGAACGAAAGGCUGUGUGAUAAUGUGAAUAGCAUUCAAAUUUAAUUUGAAAGCGAAAUCGAUCUUAACGUAAUUACAGGAAUUUUUAUGAUAAAAA
Aedes albopictus (Asian tiger mosquito) is the source of this 2658-nucleotide messenger RNA. Its product is annotated as fatty-acid amide hydrolase 2. The transcript is spliced from 5 exons. The record is from RefSeq and is a predicted model, not a curated record. Bases 841 to 2400 code for a protein of 519 amino acids. Lineage: Eukaryota; Metazoa; Arthropoda; Insecta; Diptera; Culicidae. Gene Ontology annotation, cellular component: endomembrane system.